UUGUCAGUGUUAACAAAGCUUUCGUUGGUAUACCUUUCAGGUGACGUUUGCAGAGAGAAGAAGUAAACUGUCAAGGAAUUCAUACCAUUUGUUACCUGUUUUUUGGACCAACUUAAGGAGUUUUUGAUUUAUCAGAUCAACUGGAAACAGAAAAUGAAAAGUAGUGUGGCACACAUAAAACAUUCUUCUGGUCAUGACAAAAGGGAAAACUAUAAUUCCUAUCAGAGGACCUCCUCUCCAGAAGACAGAUAUGGAGAACAAGAAAGAUCCCCUAGGGAUAGAGAUCACUUUGAUUACAGCAGGUCAGACUAUGAGCAUUCAAGAAGAGGACGUUCUUAUGAUAGUAGCGUGGAGUCACGGAGUAGGGACCGAGAAAAACGCAGAGAAAGAGAAAGAGAUAUGGAUCGUAAAAGGUCUCGGAAGUCUCCAACUCCUGGGAGAAGAAGCCCAGAACCAUCAGUAACCCAGAGUUCCUCUGCUCAGGAUGAACCUACUGCAAAGAAGAAGAAAGAUGAGCUGGAUCCUCUUCUUACUCGCACCGGUGGAGCAUAUAUUCCUCCUGCAAAGCUCAGGAUGAUGCAAGAGCAGAUUACAGAUAAAAACAGCUUAGCGUACCAGAGGAUGAGCUGGGAGGCCCUAAAGAAGUCAAUCAAUGGUCUUAUCAACAAAGUCAACAUUUCUAAUAUAGGUAUUAUUAUUCAAGAACUUCUUCAAGAAAACAUAGUUAGAGGAAGAGGCCUGCUCUCUAGAUCUGUUUUGCAAGCACAGAGUGCUUCUCCAAUCUUCACCCAUGUUUAUGCAGCGUUAGUGGCAAUUAUCAACUCAAAAUUUCCACAGAUCGGAGAAUUAAUCCUCAAGAGGUUAAUUCUUAAUUUCCGAAAAGGCUAUCGAAGAAAUGAUAAGCAACUUUGUCUUACUGCUUCAAAAUUCGUGGCACAUCUUAUUAACCAAAAUGUGGCACAUGAAGUUUUAUGCCUGGAGAUGCUCACUUUGCUCCUGGAAAGACCAACAGAUGAUAGUGUUGAAGUAGCUAUUGGUUUUCUCAAGGAAUGUGGCCUCAAAUUAACACAAGUGUCACCAAGAGGAAUCAAUGCUAUAUUUGAGCGCCUCCGAAACAUUCUCCAUGAGUCUGAAAUUGACAAAAGAGUUCAGUAUAUGAUUGAAGUGAUGUUUGCUGUACGGAAGGAUGGAUUCAAGGACCACCCUGUUAUCCUAGAAGGACUUGACUUAGUGGAAGAAGAUGAUCAGUUCACCCAUAUGCUCCCUCUGGAGGAUGACUAUAAUCCAGAAGAUGUUCUUAAUGUUUUCAAGAUGGAUCCUAAUUUUAUGGAGAAUGAAGAGAAGUACAAAGCAAUUAAGAAAGAAAUUCUUGAUGAGGGAGAUAGUGACUCAAACACAGACCAAGAUGCUGGAAGUAGUGAAGAGGAAGAGGAAGAAGAGGAUGAAGAGGGAGAAGAAAAUGAAGAAGGACAAAAAGUGACUAUUCAUGACAAAACAGAAAUUAAUCUAGUCUCAUUUCGUCGUACAAUUUAUCUUGCUAUUCAGUCAAGUUUAGAUUUUGAAGAAUGUGCUCACAAAUUGCUGAAAAUGGAGUUCCCUGAAAGCCAGACAAAAGAACUCUGCAACAUGAUACUUGACUGCUGUGCCCAACAGAGGACAUAUGAAAAAUUUUUUGGCUUAUUAGCUGGGCGAUUUUGCAUGCUAAAAAAAGAAUACAUGGAAUCCUUUGAAAGUAUAUUCAAAGAACAGUAUGAUACCAUCCAUCGCUUGGAAACAAACAAAUUGAGAAAUGUUGCUAAGAUGUUUGCUCACCUUUUAUACACUGAUUCACUUCCAUGGAGUGUUCUUGAAUGUAUAAAGCUAAGUGAAGAAACCACUACAUCAUCCAGUAGAAUUUUUGUUAAAAUAUUUUUCCAAGAACUGUGUGAAUAUAUGGGUCUUCCUAAACUUAAUGCAAGAUUAAAGGAUGAAACCCUACAGCCAUUUUUUGAAGGGUUAUUACCCCGAGAUAAUCCAAGAAACACUCGGUUUGCCAUCAACUUCUUUACUUCUAUAGGUCUUGGAGGUUUAACGGAUGAAUUGCGUGAGCAUCUCAAAAAUACACCAAAGGUCAUUGUGGCGCAGAAACCAGAUGUUGAGCCAAAUAAAUCCUCCGCCUCCUCUUCCUCUUCUGCAUCUUCCUCUUCGGAGUCUGACUCCUCUGCCUCUGAUUCGGACAGCAGUGACAGCAGUUCAGAGGCUUCCAGUGAGGAGAGCGAUUCUUCGUCCAGCAGUAGUCAGAGCUCUGCCUCAGCUAAAGAUAGAAGAAAGAAGGGACAAGGGAACACCAGAAGUAAAGAAGUAGAUAAAUUGCUCAGGAAACAACAAACCCAUGAUAGGAAAGAAGAAGAAAGAAGGCCAGAGCAAAGGCAUCAGGAAACACGGACUGAAAGAGAAAGAAGGUCAGAAAAACAUAAAGAUAAAAAUUCAAGGGAUCCAAAUUGGAGAAAUCCCAUAACGAAAUACACUUCAGACAGAGGUGUUCCUUCUGAACGAAAUAGUUACAGUAGAAUCAUGAAUGACAGAGACCAAGAAGCACACACAGAUUUGGAAAAUAAGCAUGGUGAUCCCAAAAAGAAGAGAGGAGAGAGAAGAAAUUCUUUUUCUGAAAAUGAGCAUAGACACCGAAAUAAGGACAGUGAAAAUGCUAUAAGGAAAGAUAGAUCAAAGUCAAGAGAAAAGAAUAGAAAACAUUCAGGUUCUAGAAGUGAUGAAGAUAGAUAUCAGAAUGGUGCCGAAAGGCGUUGGGAAAAAUCUAGCAGAUACUCUAAACAAUCCAGAGAAUCAAAGAAACAUCAGGACCGGCGAAGAGAAAAGUCUCCAACAAAGCAAAAAAAAUAAUUCUACAAAAUUACAGAAACUGAACAUGCCUUAUAUUCAGUUGAAACAAAUUAUUUUUUACAUUAAGGAACUUUAUGGAGAAUUCUUGUAUAAAGUACUGGUUUGUAUUUGUACAUUUAAAAUUUUUUUCAUUUUAACAUGUUUUAUAAUUGAUACAUCUCAAGGCCCUCCACAUAGAAUUAUUUGAAAAGUUUCACCAGAGAGGGAUGUAAUUCUUGCUUCUAUUUUGUUAAUAAAAUGAUCAAAUGCUCAUUGAA
Molecule: messenger RNA, 3137 nt
Organism: Ailuropoda melanoleuca (giant panda)
Lineage: Eukaryota; Metazoa; Chordata; Mammalia; Carnivora; Ursidae
Gene: CWC22
Product: CWC22 spliceosome associated protein
Exons: 19
Coding region: 154-2880 (908 amino acids)
Biological process (GO): mRNA splicing, via spliceosome
Cellular component (GO): catalytic step 2 spliceosome
Molecular function (GO): RNA binding; protein binding
Source: RefSeq, a predicted model, not a curated record